UUCUUGGAUGUAAGAAUAUACUGAAGUCGUACUCCUUUUACUUGAGUUUCAGUUUUUACUUUACCAACAUCUAUGUAAAGGUCAGCAGGAAUGGAAAGAUAUUUGCCAAACGAUUCAGAUCCCGGGAAGGAAACGGAAUUCCCACGGCUGUUCGAAAGAAAACUGUUGGAACUGUUAUCCAAACACGACAGUGCGCAUGCGCUGCAGUGGAGUGACGUGUCUGAACAGUGUCAAACGGGAUGUAAAAAUGAUCGAAAAGGCUCCGGAUAAACCAACGAACCAGGUUAACAGGAGCCAGAACCAGCCGUCCGGAUCGCUGCACAGCCAGGGCUGAACUCGGAACCGAACCGGAGGACCGGGGGAUGUCUCGGAGGCGGCUGGACAGCCGCAGCGGGCUGCUGGCGGAGACCCAGACCCCGAUCAGCUCCGAGCCGCUGGAGAUCGCCUAUGAGGUGACCGGAGAGCUGGGCAGGGGGAAGUUUGCGGUGGUGAAGCGCUGCGUGGAGAAAAGUUCUGGGAAAGAGUUCGCCGCCAAGUUCCUGAGGAAGAGGAGGCGGGGCCGGGACUGCCGGGCCGAGGCCGUCCAUGAGAUGGCGGUUCUGGAGCUGGCCCGGAACAGCCCGCGGGUCGUCAACCUGUACGCCGCCCACGAGACCGACCAUGACCUGGUGCUGCUGCUCGAGUACGCCGCCGGCGGGGAGAUCUUUGACCUGUGCGUGUCGGAGGAGCUGCUGCCUGAGGCCCAGGUGACCCGGCUGAUCCGACAGACCCUGGAGGGGGUCCAACACCUGCACCAGAACCAGCUGGUCCAUCUGGACCUCAAGCCGCAGAACAUCCUGCUGACCAGCCUGGCGCCGCUGGGCGACAUCAAGAUCGUGGACUUCGGCCUCGCCCGCCGCCUGGGGACGGCCGGCGAGCUGCGGGAGAUCCUGGGAACGCCCGAGUACGUAGCUCCAGAGGUUCUGAACUACGAGCCGAUCACCACGGCGACGGACCUGUGGAGCGUGGGCGUCAUCGCCUACAUGCUGGUGACGGGCGAGUCGCCGUUCCUCGGAGACGACAAGCAGGAGACGUACCUGAACGUGUCGCAGGUCAACGUGGACUACAGCCGCGACGCGCUGAGCCGCGUCUCCGAACUCGCCGUCGAUUUCAUCAGGAAGCUGCUGGUCAAGGCGCCAGAGGACCGGCCCAGCGCCACAGAGUGCCUCAGUCACCCGUGGUUGUGGCAGCAGCCGCCGUGCCUGAACCCGGAGCCGGAGCCGGUUCCGGUCCGGCCCGUCCGGGAGCGGAGCUGCGGCACCAAGUGGGCGGCGCCGCUGGAGGACAAGGAGAACUUCCUGGACUCGCCCCAUUCCCACGCCAAGAGGUUCCGCCUGGAGGAGGAGACGGCCGGAGACGGCGACUUCUGAAGACGCCCGAGGCGACACGGCGCGGACGGCUUCUUCUUCUUCUGUUUUAAAUAGUUUUAAGCUUCCAGAAGCUCUAAUCUGCUUCACUGAUCCUCCAAUCCAACCAAAGAUAACAGCUUCCUGUUUCUGUUCAGCAGCGCUGCUGGACGCCUCCUCCACAACGGCUGCAUUGCAGCAUCUAUUUAGGGAAAUCUAUGCAGUUUGAAUCUAUGCCUUAAAGUAGGAAAACCCGUCUGGGUCACCUGGAAGAGCCGCCUGCUGCCGUCACCAGGGAAACCGUUUCCAUCGCCGGCCGCUCCCUGCCAGAUCUCUGCACCCAAACGUAGCUCAGGGUUUAGCUGUAGAGCAGCUGAUGUUCGCACGCUGCGCCGCACGCCGUUUCCUGUCAGGACAUACGGCGGCUAACAGGUGCAGCUAUCACCGAAAACUAGCUGCAAAAACUUGAACGAUGAAACUCCAAAACAAAAAAGAAAAACUCUACGAAGGAAACAAGCAAAAUGGAAAACAGCAAAGACAUCCGGUAUGAAACGUUGUAAACUCAGUCCUCCGCUCCACUAGGGGGAGCCUGGAGUCGGUAAUAUUACCUACGAAAAUAUGCUGCUGUUCUAUGUUAUAAAAAACUGUAUUUGAAAAAGAUGUGAAGUAUUUCUUCCUCCCUCCAACUUUCCCUCCAGAUGGUUUGGUGGUCGGCGCCCCCUGGUGGUCUGGAGGGUUUCAGUGGAGGAGUUAGCAGAGUUUCUGUUUCCUGUAGUCGGGUCGUUUGAGUUUUUCUGAUUGUUAGUUUUUGUGUUUCAGUCAGUUAGCAUCAUGUUUUCAUCGUGUUCGCGCUGCCCAGCCGCCGUACGUCGCUUCCUGCGUAGCACUUACUUCCUGUGCAGGAAGGAAGGGGCGUGUCUGAAGCCAUUCCAGAGUGAUUAUCUCAGGGCGCCGCUCCGCCUGCCACUGGCCUGCCACUGUUGUUAUUAUUAAUGUUAUUUAUGUGCUGGACUGAUUCUGGAUGUUUUAUGAAACGAUGAGCUCAUGUCUUAAUGUUGGCUGAUUGUGGAGGGAAGCAGCUGAUUGAGGAGGCUUUUAUGCUGAAAGGAACUGAGGGAAGUAGAAAUGUGUUGCAGGACGAAUCUGAAAGAUUUGAGUUGUUGGGCAGCUGAAGGAGAGAAACGAGGGAGCAGAGGAAGUGAGAGAGGCGGCGUGCCACAGCGGCUGACCUCAUGACCUCACCGCGGGGCACAAAGGGCUCUGUGAGGACGCCCCGUCCCGGGACGUCCCGCGCCACCGCCGCAGGGAGCCGGUCUGACAUCAGCUGCUUCGCUGGGCCUCCAUGUUUGUUCUGCUGAUUCCUCCUGUUCCAGUCAAAUCAGCCACAAGCACAGAGACCAACGGCUGAAAGGAUGUAACUUUAUUUUUAUUUGUUUUUAAUGUUUGAGCGUAAUUACAUUUUCAACAGAAGAAAUAAUCUGUAAUCUGAUAACUGCUGGCUAAUCUGUAAGUGUCACACAGCAAACUGGAAAAGCUCAUUAAAGUUGUAGAAAACAG
This is a messenger RNA of Xiphophorus maculatus (southern platyfish), 2942 nucleotides long. It is a transcript of the gene stk17b, whose product is annotated as serine/threonine kinase 17b. The record is from RefSeq and is a predicted model, not a curated record. NCBI's taxonomy places the organism in Eukaryota, Metazoa, Chordata, Actinopteri, Cyprinodontiformes, Poeciliidae. Gene Ontology annotation, biological process: intracellular signal transduction; positive regulation of apoptotic process; protein phosphorylation. Bases 363 to 1409 code for a protein of 348 amino acids. The transcript has 8 exons. Gene Ontology annotation, cellular component: nucleus. Gene Ontology annotation, molecular function: protein serine/threonine kinase activity; ATP binding.